AUGCAAGCCAAGGCUACGAUCGAGGCUGAGGCUGAGCAAUCUGCCCGCAUGCUUACCUUGACACAAACACCAUCGACCUUCGGAUUACACAAGCUACCAUUAUCACUCGAGGAGUGGUCAUCGCGAUCAGCUUCCUUCGCCCUGUUUCACCAGAGCACAUGCACUAUGAGCAAAGCCAUAUCUUCAGCCAACGCAAAGUCGGAUCACUACCGCCACCAUCCUCUCAGUCUCACACGGGACCAAUUUCGCCUCAUUAAGAUCAGUCCUGGCAGACUGAACGAAGGUAUUCUUUGCCAAGUUCGACACUUCGACAGAGCCGGAAAGGACGCGUAUGGAUCGUACACUGCGCUAUCGUAUACUUGGGGUGAAGUGGAGGCUGUAGGUCCAAUCUAUAUGCAAACCGUUGGCGCGAACGAGAAUAACUUUCCAGCGCCGUUCACUGUCACGCAGAACCUAGCGGAUAUUCUGCGCCACAUAAUUGUUGCAAGGGAGACUGAUCCAGGUGACGCAAGAUGGAAAGGUUGGUGGUGGAUUGAUGCAUUGUGCAUCAUCCAGACUGAGAACGACCCCGAAAAAGACAGACAGAUAAAGCUUAUGCCGGCAACCUACAGCGAAGCGGGGGAGGUGUACGCGUGGAUUGGGCGGGGUACCGAACGGACAAACACAGCAAUAGACUUCAUGGACCGAAGAUCCCGCGAUGCAGAGUUAGCAGAGCUGUCAUCUGCAUCUAUCUACAGAUGGAACCAGUUCCCCGAUCUUCCCUCAUGCAUUGGGGAAGUUUUCGCGCGGCCGUACUGGAGAAGACUGUGGAUAAUACAAGAGUUGUCUAUGUCCUCGAAGAAAACCACGAUAGCUUGUGGACACUUUGAAACCUCACUACAAGCGCUCUAUGACUACGCUGAGGAUGUAGACAGUAUGGAUCCCGAGGAGCUAGCUUCUGAGCCUCUGCAAAUAGCUCGUGAACAAACGAGGCGCAGUGUGACUCAGACUGUGUCGGCUUUAUCGACUCCAGUUACUGACACUUCGUCUCUAUCAGAGCUUUCAGAAACCCCCUCUUCGGAGGUGGGCAGUGUGAGCUUUGGAGGCUCAGGUGUUGCAGACGUGGAUGAAGACUCUGCAGGCGAGUACCGAAGCGACAACAACAACACAUACGAUGACCAGAGGGAGGCCGAACGCACUCUGAAGCAUACUAAAAUCGCAUGCGCAAAGGAUCGCCUUGGAGGCACUAUCAGCGACAAUGUGUAUGCUUGUCCACGCUGCAAAUCCCAUAUGUCUAAGAAGUAUUCUACAGAGCGUCACAUCAAAGACUCCUGCUGGAAAGUCUGCGACGAGUGCUGCGAAUCCAACAAUGCUACGUGUGACGCCUUCUACGUCCAAGACGCAUGCAAACAUUGUGUAAAGCAGGGAUUGAAAUGCACCAAACAUACCGAACCAAUGUCAGAUUGUGUCCCUGAGUUGCUCACAGGUGUACAUCCGCGGCCAUACAAGUCAACUCCAAGGGCUACUCGUGCCGGUACAACUUCGAAGCGAGAUAGAGGCAAACGCAAAGCCACCCAGUCACCAAGCGCGAGCCCAAACUCCAAACCUUUCGUCAAACGCUCAGCAGCUGUUGCUGACAGGGAAGAGAGGCGAGCAAUCGUCGAACCAGAUGAUAACGCCGUACGUCCAGAUCCAUUGGAUAAGCCGCAGUUCACUGCAGACGAGAAGGCCCGGGAACGGAAACGUGCUGAGGACAACGUUCCGGUCACUGGCGAUCAUGUUCAGAAUUACCAAGAUUUACGAUAUUACGUUCCAAUCGCACCGCCAUCUCGACAAACAAUCAUGCCCCAGCGCAGGCAACAAGGUCAAAGGCUGUCACAGUCGUCGUUGCCUUCGCGCAUGCUACGCUUGACGCCCGGUCAGCAACACGAUGGUCGCGAUGUCGUGACUGUCGAUGAAGCUCUACGUCGUUGGCCACAAACACACAAUAGUGCCGGUCGUAUGUUUUAUAUCGUGGACGGGAAUGGAGAGGUCUUGAGUCAGUCCAUGAUCGAGGGUAACGAGCUCCUCCAGAACGUACGCCGUCAACAAGCUCGUAUUGAAGUAUGGGCAGCUCGGUACGACGACGCAUUUCGCGUAAACCAGGUGCCUCCACCAGUUGAUCCAGUAUUCCCACCACAGAACGCUCGUCGCACUAGUUUCAACGAGGCACACCCCCCGGUGUCUCGCUUGAACCGCUUCCGCCCUGUCCAAUCAGCCAACUUCGAGAUGUAUGAAGACGCUGCUCGUCGAAAGCUGCAAUCAAAAGACUUUGUUGCUAGUGCGCCAGGAUCUCGUAUGCCGUCUCGUCAGUCAUCGCCUCAACCGUCCCCACAUCUAGGCGCGCCGGCACGUCUGCCGUCAUCUGAGCAGCCUCGAGGAAUAAAUCUGGUGCCUCAUACUACGAAGGGAUACGUUGGUCGGGAGAUCACUCAGCCCAUCUCCCUGCAACUCUCGACGCGUAUGAUAGCUGACGAGAACGAUCCUGUUCUAAGGCUUCGCAUCCACAGCAACACAUAUGAUAUCAACAACACCCCAAUCUUCUCCAUCCUCACGAUUCGCGCAUCACGAAAUUUCGGCCCUCAUCUAGACGCCUAUUGUCGACAGCGAAACAAACAGUACGGGGUAGAUUGGGCGUUCAUCUACCGAUAUGCUCUGGGUGGGCCUUGGGAUGUGCAACGCGAACGUUAUAUCAAGAUUGACUACGACAUGACUCCAAACGACGUACAAGACACCGAGCGCCCCGAGAUUAAACUCCGUGACAUGGACACUCUCAUGGUCAUGAAAGCAAAGUCCCCUACGGCAGUCAUGGUCGAGAGUAGUCAUGAUGGAAUCGAGAUUCCACAAUCGCCUAUCGGCUCACAAGUCUCUGAAGAACAAGUCGAUAUCAUCAACGGAGAGACUUCGGUUUAUCAGAACGCCGGCACCAUCGCGAACUGGCACCGCCUUGUUGAUACUAAGAUGGUGGAGUUACGUGGUGAGAUUGUCGGCCUCAGUCAGGAAAAUCAGCUUCAGAAGACAGUUAUAGCGCAGCAAACGGAGAUGCUCCAUGAUUUGGUCAAGCGCAACAAUGAUCUGAUACAGGGUAACUAUGGCCGUGUAGCUUGCCGUGUUGGACACGUUCUCCCUUCUACUGCUCAAUACACCGACAGUCUCGGUACUGCCUCUCAACGUGGUCCAGUAGUCCAGCAUAGCCCUUUUCUAGAUCGCCUAGAAGCUGUUCGCCAACCUACCGAGCAUAUCGCAUUGAAGAAACCAAACCAGCAAUAUCGCUUCCCAACAUCUGCUCAUGGAAUGCAAGGUCGUUAUCCUAUGUAUCAUAGUGGCGCACCCAAGACAUCACCAGAUCUCCAGCAAAGCGGUGUACCUAAGAUGCAUCCUGCGCAGUUUGCUGUCCAUGGUUCAACUCCUCUACUUCAAGGUCCCAAUGGCGGUGAUGAUGGCUGGAAUAUGGACAAAGCUGCAUGA
Molecule: messenger RNA, 3486 nt
Organism: Alternaria burnsii
Lineage: Eukaryota; Fungi; Ascomycota; Dothideomycetes; Pleosporales; Pleosporaceae
Exons: 5
Coding region: 1-3486 (1161 amino acids)
Source: RefSeq, a predicted model, not a curated record